AUGACUGAACGCCCGCAGUACUAUGAAAACGACUUGACUCCCCUCCCCAUUAAUCAGAAUACCCUUCCUCAGUAUCUGGAGGAGCUACGUGCUGCUGUCCGCAAUGGUGCUGAGAUAGUUCAUUCCAAGGACCCUCUGCCGGAGCAAUGGGGUGCCGGUGGGAUGAUGAAACAUUUCCAUGGGAUUGCCCUUGCAUUCUUCCGCCUCGAUUACCAGGCGCCUCUCCUCGAUGGUGCCCAGUCACCGAACUAUCGCCAGUACGCUCUGGAUCGGAUCCCGCCAGGAUUUCCUGAAACUCCUCUUAUUCCAUCUCGACUUUCAACUUGUUCAUUGUCACCCCUCGGAGCUGUCAUUCUACGGAUUCUCGCUUCUGUGGCAAAGACCAACUGGGGAAAGGAUUCAAAACCUAGUAUUGCCAAGGAGGAUAUUGCAACUCUUGAACAGGUUACUCAGCUUGCAUUACAAAAUGGCCCGUUAGUUCCUCACAAUGGCCGUAAUAUGGGGGAGACGAGCUUUUGGCUUCUGUGGGCGCUUCUAAAUAUUCGAGCUCAUGAAUAUGACGAUGAGACUCGGCUAUCACUUGCACCAGUGCUCGGUCAGAUUCCGAAGCUGCUCGACGCAAUUAUUGAUGCUGGUCGUCAGGGCUCUCAGACUUAUAUCGAAAACAACGGGGAGGACAGUGCUCACCCUCUGAUGUACGCUUGGAUGGAGGGCCAUUAUGCUUUUGGAGCUGUCCCCGUAGCUGGAAUCCUCCCAAUCCUUCUCUCAUGCAAGCCUGAAGAGCUUGCCCCACACAUUUCUAUCAUUGGCGAGACUGUCACAGCGCUAUCUAAACUCAGCGUCUCCUCAAAUGGACACCUUCCUAUGACAUCCCCUCCGUAUGGCGACACCAAGCGACCUUCGGAGCUAGUCCAGCUUUGCCAUGGAAGCCCGGGAAUUCUCAUCCUCUUAUCGACGGCACUUAAGAACACCACUUUGGUCCGAGACUACUGGUGUCCCGAAUGGGACCAAGCAAUCUACUUAGCCACCCAGCGGGUCUGGGAGGAAGGCCUCCUCUCCAAAGGCGGAAGCCUGUGUCACGGAGUUGCCGGCAAUGGGUGGCCAUGGCUUCUUCUGCACAACUCUUUCGCAUACCAUGCGGUAGAGAUCGAUGAUGCUAGACGCGCUUACCAGCAAAAGAACCCGGCCGCUGCUGAUGACCGUCUCUCACAGAAGCUAACUCCAGACUAUUUCUUGUCAAGGGGAUUGACGUUCUUGCUGCAUGCCCGUCAGACUAAGCCCUAUAACUCCGAUCCUGGGCCAUCUGACAAAGACUACCGCAUGCCUGAUGACCCCUACUCGCUGUAUGAAGGGCUCGCGGGUAACCUCUGCGCAUGGGCGGAAGCUUGUGCAAGACUGCGCAAGGAUGCAGUCUGUGGCAGCUGUCUUGACUGCUCUGGGUUGGAUCAGGAUGCGGGCUUCCAGGAUGCUAUGCGGCGGCAGCUGGGUUUCCCCCUCAUUGGUGGGAAUGGAGCCUUGGGUACUCUUUAG
Penicillium chermesinum is the source of this 1530-nucleotide messenger RNA. RefSeq names its product lanthionine synthetase C family protein. Gene Ontology annotation, cellular component: plasma membrane. The record is from RefSeq and is a predicted model, not a curated record. The transcript has 5 exons. Gene Ontology annotation, biological process: peptide modification; carbohydrate metabolic process. Lineage: Eukaryota; Fungi; Ascomycota; Eurotiomycetes; Eurotiales; Aspergillaceae. The coding region runs from base 1 to 1530 and encodes 509 amino acids.